This is a messenger RNA of Symbiodinium natans, 1608 nucleotides long. The record is from the annotation of a GenBank genome assembly. NCBI's taxonomy places the organism in Eukaryota, Dinophyceae, Suessiales, Symbiodiniaceae.
AUGGCUGGAAUGGACAGAAGUGGGGGCCGAGAGUUGCAAACAGAAUUGGAGCCGGAACUGCUUCGAGGAGUGCCCCUGCCUGUGUGCCUCAGCGGCUUCGCCAAGCAUUUCGUGCCACCCGACCCUGGGAUGUUCAAUGUGGAUCACGCGGACUACGAGCUCAGCCGCCCAACCGAGAACUACGACGAGUUUCUUAGUCACGAUUGGGGGACAUCUCGGUGGCUGAAGCUGGUGUCCAUGCUGAUUAUAUACAACUCGCGAGCUGCUGCUGCCGCUUCUUUGCUGGCGAGCCUGGCGUGCGGGGUGUUGCAGGCAUUCGGCGUGCUGGCGAUAGAAUGGUGGCUGCUCCUCCUGUUCUUGCAUCUGUCAUUCUGGAUCGUGCUUCUAUUCUGGCAGCGCCUGCGUAGCUUGCUUUUCAAGCCGCCAACCAUCUUUCUGGAUCGGCUUUGCAUCGCGCAGCACGUGGAGGAAUUAAAGCAAAAAGGCAUCCUGGGCCUUGCAGGCUUUCUUGAUCGCUCCCGGCAGCUCACCAUUUUAUGGUCGCCGCGAUACUUUUCUAGAAUCUGGUGUACGUAUGAGGUGGCCACAUUUCUGAGAGAUCCGGGGAAUCAGAAGCCUAUCCUGGUGAUGCCCGUGAAGAUGGCUCUGAUCCUCUUCCUUUUCGCCGUCACCGAGCACAUCAUCAUGUACUGGUAUUGGCUAGCUCAUGACGUGGCUGGCACAGACAGCAACCUGGAUCUCCUGACUCUCUUCUUUGGUUUCGCACCUGCCUUGGCCCUGGUUGUCCCGGUCGUCUUCUACGUUGGCCUUGGCCUCAUGCAGGACCUCAAAGAGCUGCCACAUCAGCUGGCCAACUUUAGCGUCCAGCGUGCUCAGUGCUUCUGCUGUUCCAACGGCCACACACACCCUCAGACAGGGGCGACCUUGCCCUGCGACCGGGAGCUGAUCUUCGGCAUGCUGAAGCGGUGGUACGGCAACCCACAUGGGGAGGCAGAUGAGCACCUGCGAUUGUUUGACCGGCAAGUGAAGCAGGGCCUGGCUCCCACAGUGAUACGAAGCCUCGGUAGAGGCUGGUUGCCCAUCCGAUACAAAAUCAGCAUGGUGUGCUUCUCCGGCGUGCCUGGCCUGUCUCGGGCAAUCGUGGCCUUGGCUGCUGGACCCCCUGAAGGGCUGGCAGGAAUCGGUGGAGUGGUUUGGAGGCUGCGCACCUUCAUGGAGUACAGCAUGCCUAUUCUGCUGACUUUCUCUUGGGUGCAGGUCAGCCUGUUUUUUCUCCACUAUGCCUCGCUGUGGACCACGAGCCGCCUCUCUCGCGUGGUCGUCUCUGCAGUUUUAUGGAUUCCUGCUUGUAUACCCUUGUCCGUUGAAUGGUUCAGCUUCCAGCUGUGUAUGAUAAACACAAGCAAUGAGAGCCUGCUUCCUGUGCUACCUUUCCUUAUCGGGACAGGGUUGCACAUCUUGCUCUCUCGUUUUUCAGAUGGGCCCGCGGGGCAAGUACAGUCUGUCGGAGACAAACUCAAAGCAGAGCCUGCCUUCGAAGAAGCAGCACUUGAAGUCGUGGUCGACGAGCAGAGCACUGCGGACUCCAUCUCCACAUUCUCAACGUGA